Messenger RNA from Cryptotermes secundus, 3355 nucleotides. RefSeq names its product myeloid leukemia factor (gene Mlf). Gene Ontology annotation, cellular component: nucleus; cytoplasm. The record is from RefSeq and is a predicted model, not a curated record. The transcript is spliced from 7 exons. Lineage: Eukaryota; Metazoa; Arthropoda; Insecta; Blattodea; Kalotermitidae. Gene Ontology annotation, biological process: regulation of DNA-templated transcription. The coding region runs from base 153 to 1043 and encodes 296 amino acids.
GCCAUUUUGCGUUAUUGAGUUGUGUGGGAAAGAGCGAAGUUUCUAGGUAUUAGGUGUUGACGCAAAGGAGGUAACACGUUUCACGGUGUUGAUUUCUACUGUAAUUUGCAGUAUUAUUCUGAACAUAGUGAAAAUUAGUAUUCAGAAGAAUAAUGUCUAUGUUUGGCGCAUUGCUGGGUGAUUUUGAGGAUGAUCCUUUUUUUGGGUCUCAUGUGCACUCCAUGCACUCCAUGCACCAAAUGAGUGACAUGAUGAACUCCAUGUUUUCAAAUCCUUUUGGGAUGUUUGGAAUGGGGCCACCAGCCAUUACAUCCUCCUUUGGGGAUACACGUAUGAGUGAUAGAUCCCGAACAGAUCUCAUGCCUUUUGGCUUCCCAAACAUGAACAGAAUGUUUGAGAAUAUUGACCGGAUUGGAAAUCCUGGUGGCCACUCUUUCAGCAGCAGCACAGUGAUGACCAUGACAAGUGGGCCUGAUGGAAGACCACAGGUAUACCAAGCUUCAUCAUCAACAAGGACAGCUCCAGGAGGCGUGAAGGAAACUAAGAAGAGUGUAUGUGACUCACGUUCUGGCAUGAAGAAGAUAGCUAUUGGUCAUCACAUUGGUGAGAGAGCACAUGUACUGGAACGUGAGCAAAACUUGCAUUCCGGAGAGCGUGAGGAACGCCAGGAGUUUAUCAAUCUUGAGGAAGAGGAAGCAGAAGAAUUCAACAGGGAAUUUGAGCAAAGGACCAGGCAGUCACUGGGCGCAAUUGGUUAUUCCUCCCCUAAUUCUUCAAGUAGACAUGGCAGACGUCACCGUGAACCCCAACUGGCAUUGCCUGCAUCGUCCUCCAGCUCUCGUCUUAGAUCACGAAGUUAUUUACCAUCAUCGUGUGAUCGCAGAAGUCAUCGAUCUUCACCAGUUCCUUUGAGUCCCAGUAGCAGCAGCGUUUCACCACCACAACAAGAACGAGCAAGGAAGCGUGAUCAUGAACCUGAUGUUGAAAGGAAGCACAAGGCCCUGAAACCAUCACAGCAUUCACCUCGAGAGACCAAUAUGUGAAUAAUCAGCACAGAGCAACUGGUUGAGGAUUACAGUAUCACAGGAUGUCAUCAGAUUUUCACAAAAUAUUGAUACCACUUUGCACUUCUUGGUCAAGAAUGUUCAUUUCUUUCUGAGAGUUCAUGAUUUCAUACUACCAACCUAAUAGCACAAUUUGCAAUGUGAAAGCAGGAUGGACCAGAAAAUACACUGAAGUGAAUGAAAUGUUGGUUCAGGUAUCAUUGUAUUGUUUGAGUUAAAAAAGUAAUACUCUAUAUGCUGGGAUGAGUUAAAUGGAAUCAUUCUGGUCUUCCUUUGUGAAAUCCUCUUCAUUAUUAUAACAUGAGGUUUUUGUUUGUUUAUAUUUAGUUAUGCUGAGCUGUUCAGAGAUUUCAUCACUUCAACUCCACUGAAAGGGUUCACCUUAAACUUACAGAUGUUUGUGGGCGUGUUGCUGACAUAAUUGAAUUUCCCAAACUGUUAACUUUACAUGACACUUAAAUUUGCAGAUGAGUUAAUAUUGAUGCCCAUUAUAAACAAUAUAGUUUAUAUAUUUAGUAGAGCAGUGUGGAAUGUGAAUUUUCUUGAAAUCAGGCUUAUUGGCAUUUCAUUUCAUAUAAAUAUUGUGUUCAGACGCAUCUAAUCAGGGGUAGUAAAUGGCUAGAUUCCCUUUUGUGUACAAUACAUGUGUUAUAUCCUACUUGUUUUGACUUCCUGGGAAAUCAUCAUUAGAAGCAUGAUUUUAUUUACAGUAUUUUAUAACUUGUGUCAUCCUUGAAAACUACUGACUGAACAUUGGACAGGUAAUUUUAAUUAUAAAAUAUCUUAUUAGUAGUUUGUUUAAGGAUUACAUGUAUUUUAGACAUAAGUUAUAAAACAUUCUUGUAAAUCAGUUGUGUUCACAUGAACCAAAUCAUGCUCUUGAUGACUUUCCAGAAAGUCGAGUCAUACAGGAUACAACACAAAAAUAAACUGUAAACAAAGGAAAACAUGGCAGUAGAUUUCUCCUAAUUAAUUGCAUUUAAUGGUGUUAAAAUAUAUAUGAAUUUAAUUUGACUGCAUUGAAAUGUGUGUUUCAUGACAGGGCAUUAAAUUUGUAAUUUAUCAGUACAUUUUUAAAAAUUGUGUUUAUGCUCCAUACUGGUUUUAUGUAUUGAAUAAAUCACUGUACCAGUAGAGGCAGUGUAAACUAACAUAAAGAAGAAGAAGAAGAUUUGCUGUAACUUGCAGUGCUGUAUUUAGGCUUAUGCAGUUCCCAGUUACAAGAUAGAAGGGCUAAGCUUGUUUCUUCGUUACAUUUUUUAAGUCUGACUUACGUGGAGUUUGUAAAUUGAAAUAUAUUAGGAUUCAAACAUGACGAGUGAAUGACCGUUAUGCUAAAAGAUGUAGAUGUAUGAGCUUACAAUGUGGCAAGACUUUCUGCUCAAGCCUAAUUAUCAUGCAUUGAAAUGCUUACAGUCUGCACCACAUUUUUUGCAGGUUGGCAACACUAUAUGCAUACUUUUUGCUUGAAGUAAUUUAAAUGCUUAAAAUUUAGAAUUAAUUGUUCUGCUUUUCUGGUAUGCUUGGGUCCUUAAUCUUCCAUUGAACAAACAGUAGAAUGUAACUAAAAUGAAAGACCCACCCAAAACAGUGUAUUUUGGGGAAAAUAUUAAGGUAUGAAAGCUAGAAGAUAAUGGUGCAGCACAUAUUUAAAAGCCAUAAUUUUUCUUGUUAUAGGGCAGGGUUUGCAAGUAGCUAUCUGUAUUCUGAGUGUAAUUUAUUUUGUCUAAUUUUAAUGUCACAGUUUGUGACAUGGCAUGAAAAUUGCUAAAGAAAUUGAAUUUUAAAUUUCAGCAUUCCAUUAUCUUUCAAAUUAUUGAGGCAGAUAAUGCGCAUUAAUUAUUCCAUACCUCUCACUCGUGUGUGUAGGCUGUUCCUAGACUGGAAUAAUUCAUCCCUUCCUCAAACACUGUUAAUCUUUAUUUCUGGUCAUUUUGUUUUUGUUGUUAUAAUAAUGACUUUUUUUUUUAAAUGUUGACAUGACAGUUUCAAAGAAAGACGCUGUUGAAUACUGACUCUGCUUUAUCUUUCAGAACACCUAUAGCUACCAACUCUCUAAUUGACUCACUCAUUCACAUCUGUCGUUAAUGCAACUUAAAACUGUUCAUGAUUUCUCUUUAAUUUAAAAUUACAUCAAUUGCUACAUGUUUCAACCUUUGCCAUCUUCAGGCAGUUCGGUUUUUGAAACUGUCUCAUUGCAGUAGAUCUUAAGUCGAUAUAUUUCUGUGCUGUUGCAUAUUGUUCACACUAAAACGUGCUUGCUUGGGAAUAAAGCUCUCCACUCAGAUUUA